ACACACCGUCUCUUCCUUCCACCCUCCUCCAUGACCACUACCAUGCUGAGCUCGCUGAGGUACCUGGCCGGCACGGCGGGCCCGAGCGGCUUUGGCUCGCGCACCACCGCCGAGGAGGUCACGGACGGCGCCGGCGACCUGAGCCACAUCACCGCCAUCGUCACCGGCGCCACGUCGGGGAUCGGGGCGGAGACGGCGCGGGUGCUGGCCAAGCGCGGCGCCAGGCUGGUGCUCCCGGCAAGAAACCUCAAGGCGGCCGAGGACGCCCGCGCGCGCCUCCUCGCCGAGCUCGGCCCCGCCACGAACGCCGGCCGCGUCGUGGUGCUGCCGCUCGAACUCUCCUCCCUCGGCUCCGCCCGUGGCGUGCCCCCGCCUGUGCCCGCCCGUGGUCGGGCCCGCCUCCGCCCGUGGCGCGCCCCCGCCUGUGCAAGCUCUGCCGGCGCGAGCGCCUCGCGCACGCGAUGCACGACGACCGGGGCGGCGGCUUCUCGGCGAGCGGCAUGGUGGCCGACAUGCGCGACGCGGCGAGUCUUGGCGCGGGCGCGGGCAUGA
Lolium perenne is the source of this 552-nucleotide messenger RNA. The record is from RefSeq and is a predicted model, not a curated record. Lineage: Eukaryota; Viridiplantae; Streptophyta; Magnoliopsida; Poales; Poaceae.